Messenger RNA from Aspergillus novofumigatus IBT 16806, 1540 nucleotides. Its product is annotated as putative peroxisomal carrier protein. The transcript is spliced from 3 exons. Gene Ontology annotation, biological process: transmembrane transport. Lineage: Eukaryota; Fungi; Ascomycota; Eurotiomycetes; Eurotiales; Aspergillaceae. The record is from RefSeq and is a predicted model, not a curated record. Bases 336 to 1343 code for a protein of 335 amino acids.
CUACUGUACUGUUAGAACGGAGUCGUUGAUACCUGCUUGUUUCUUCUCUACAAUAAUACAGUCUUGUUGCAUUUUCUUUUUACACUUAGGCUGAUAUGCAUCCAGUGUGUUCGCUUCCAUCUGCAUACUGAAGGAUAACGGUGUUACGAGUAAUUGUCGCCUUCCCACUCCACUCAGAAUACUCCCUCUCUCUCUUUGCCAGUUAUUCCUUCACCCAGCCUUUAACUGAGUACCGGAUCGAAUAGACCUAGUCUUUUGAUAUUGUUUCUCUCCUUCUUCCCUCAGCCAGUCUUGAAGAAUCACAUACCGGAGUACAAUCUAGCUCGUCGCGGACAAUGACAGGCCAAUCCAAAGCCGUGCGUCUUUCCCCCUGGGGAAGCGCUGUUGCAGGUGCAACUGGCGCGGUUCUUGCGAAUGCGAUCGUAUAUCCCCUAGAUAUAGUCAAGACGAGACUGCAGGUGCAGGUGAAGGGCGACAAAACCGACGGGUCAGACGGAACGAUGCACUAUGAAUCGACUUUGGAUGCCAUCAACAAAAUCGUGGAGAGCGAGGGAAUUGAGGGUCUAUAUUCUGGAAUGGUUGGGUCCUUGAUCGGGGUUGCAUCUACCAACUUCGCCUACUUCUACUGGUACAGCGUCGUUCGCUCUUUCUAUAUGGCAUCAGAUCGGGUGCCGAAGCCUCCUGGAACCGCUGUCGAGCUGAGUCUGGGUGCCAUCGCGGGUGCUGUUGCUCAGAUCUUUACUAUUCCGGUCGCAGUCAUCACAACAAGACAACAAACACAACCAAAGGGGGAGAAGAAAGGCCUGAUCGAGACCGGUAAAGAGGUUGUCAACAGCGAGGAUGGCUGGACUGGUCUGUGGAGAGGUCUCAAGGCCAGUCUGAUCCUCGUCGUCAACCCGGCAAUCACAUACGGGGCCUAUCAGCGCCUGAAGGACAUAAUUUUCCCAGGGAAGAACAGCCUCAAACCUUGGGAAGCUUUCCUCCUUGGUGGACUUUCAAAGGCUCUUGCCACCAUCGCAACUCAGCCACUAAUCGUUGCGAAGGUUGGUCUUCAGUCUAGGCCCCCUCCAGGUCGCGAAGGGAAGCCCUUCAAGACCUUUGGCGAAGUCAUGCGUUAUAUCAUUGAAAAAGAAGGAGCCCUCUCCUUGUUCAAGGGCAUUGGUCCUCAAAUUACCAAGGGCCUUUUGGUACAAGGUCUCCUGAUGAUGACCAAGGAGAGAAUGGAACUUAUGUUCGUUCUUCUCUUCGCAUACCUGCGCAAGAUCAGGCAAGAGAAGCUUCGAAAGGCCGUUGACGCCGCCGCGUCAAAGGCCAAGACGAGUCUUCCUGCGACUCUCAAAUAGAAUCUCUGCCUCGGUCGCCUUUAAUUUUCUUGUUCAGCGACGACGAUUUUCCGUCCACCUUCAUUUCUGUUUCUUCUUCCAGGCGCUUGGGUUGUAUAUUCGCAGGCUUUCCUCAAAGGUUUUUUUGAGCCUCUUGUAUAUUCUGAGAGGCAGCCAUGAUAUAUAGAGUAUGAACUAUACCAGGUGUAUAUCCAGGA